AUGUUUGUCGAUUACUCUAGUUUGUCAGGAUACUCUGACAUCAACUCCAAGUUUGCUGAAAAGUAUACGGAUCUUAUUUUUUUCGAGGAACUUUCAUCUACAGACGUCAAGCUCGAUUAUUUGAAAAGUCGGACCUUGCGUUUCAAAUGGGUUCAAAACUUGCGUCUCGUUAAGAGUCGAUUUUUCACCGAAUGGAUCGAGUACAUUUUUUGUCUUUGUGUGUCUUUGGAACAAAUUAGGCAAAUCAAGGGAAUCAUGUUUUUGUGUCCUACCCUUUACUUACUUGAAUUUGAGACACCAAGUUGUUCUGCCAAAAGAGCUGCCCUGCUCGAAGACGAAGAACCGCUCAAAAGGGCGUUUAACGAAGUUUACGCAGAAUUUGUCGUGGCUCGGAAGGAAAUUACGGAUUUUUUGAGGAAAUUUACCAUUUCGGGUAGACCCAAACCCGAUGAACCUUACGAGUCAUGGGCUCCGAUCACCAAAAUUAUGUUUGGUGAAUUUGUUAAGGGUCAUUUGAAUUCCGUGAAGGCUAGGACCGACGUCAUUAUCAUUCCAGAACAAUUCCCACCUGAUUUUCGUUACGUCAUCACUCCCGAGGGUUACGUGAAGACCAAAUUCAAGAUCAGUUUUUACAAGUGUAUCUUUUCGGAUCGAUCAGUUCAUCCUUCGCAGAUUACUGCGGAUGGGUUGGAGUUUGCUGUAGUGAAAAGGAAAUUCACAACCAUCUGGCAAAAUCAGCAUCCGGAAAAAACGUUUGACCUUUACGUUAAGAAGUUGGAGGAAUUGUCUUGUUCGCAAGCGGUACAUGACGUGAGCACCGAUGAUCUCACCAGUCUUUUAAAUGACAUUUACAGUAAGUCGGUCACGAAUCAAGCAAAUUUCGAGAAAACGCUUAAGCAACGCGACUCCCAAAUAAUCCAUCACGCUCCUGGCCACAGCGUUGUGAGGAUCUUCGAGGAUAUCGAUGAUUGUAUUAAGUACUUUUCUUCGGAAAAGAUUGAAAGACCAAGCACUUAUGACCAAAUAAUGGAGGAGAUCAAUAACUUUGAGUAUGAGAUUUUGAAGAAGGAUGGAAACCGUAAGCACAAGAAGAAGAAAACUACGAAACAUGGCAAGUCGUCUUCUUCGAAAUUAAAAGCUUUCCACACACCAAAGCAAGAGGAUGUUGUUGUUCCUGUCCACCUUCCAAACCAGGAAGACCUUAUUGUACCGAUUUACAAUAACAGCGAUUAUCUUGGUUCUAAGCUAGAACUAGAACCUAGCAUCGUGCAUACGCCUUUUGCCACAGACGAGAAACCUCAAAAUAAGAGAAAAGCUUCUACAGAUGACAUUUGUGAAAGAAGCUGGGUGUCUAGCUUAAAUCUUUCGUGUGAGAAACCUGUUUCGGACUCUAGGACAGUUGUUCAUUCCUCGCAUUACACUCUUGAAGCCAAGAGCCUGAUGUCUCAACAAGGAGUUACAUCUUUGGUCCCUGCUUCGGCAUCGAACCCAUUUGAUGUUGGAUUUGACACCUGGUCACUAAUUCCCUGCCAAUCAAUUUCGGAGAAUGUCUCGCACACCGUGUCUACUGGAAUGCUUUUAAAUUGCGAGACGUUUUUCAAACAGGAUCCCCAAGACGAGGACCCACGAGAGGUCUCUGGCAAAGUUGAUCCAAUCUUUAUGUCCAAGAUUAGGGAAAAUACUGGAUCAAAAACUGUUCGCAUUCAAACUCCUUUGCAAUCUAGAGAUGGUCUCACCAAAAGAAGCAAAUCCCAUCAAUUUACUGGAACAACCCUUGUCCCAAAAUCCGGUAAUCUGAACAAGCGUAGAUCUCGAGACAUAAAGCCUUCAAGGAAGCACAAAAACGUUGUUCAUGCUACCACUUUAGGGAAAGGUCGCGAAACUUUGUACCAACUUCCUUCGAAUCAGUUUAAUGCCGCAAGUGAUCUCCCUGGUCAACAACAUUCGAACGCGCCACACGUCCUACCAAGGAUACGUCCAUCUGUGAACAUGAAGGAAAAUCGUCAAUAUGGGAAAACACGCCGCGUAUCUAUUGUAGAGACUUCCAAUUCUGAAUUUUCUUCUGUUCGAGAUAAGCUCUCGUCAAAUAUUUCCAGCGUUGUGGAGGACAUACCUUUAAGGUCGAUAUUACCUCCACCAAUUAGAGACGAUUUUGGUACGCACGGUAAAGAUACCGCUCGGUACACUUUUCUGCCAAGCGUGGACAAUAAUCAUGAACCUGAAAUGGUGUUGAUGUUUCCUCGGCAUUCUAAACGUGAGCCAACUUUCUCCGAAAGAAUGAGAAGUUUGAUGUCUACGUCCAACAUCAAAGCCGCCAGAGAAGAACGUAAACUGAGAUCGGAUUACGAGUACGAUUUAAUGUACCCCACUUUAAAUGAGGUGUCAUUUAGAAAAUUCAUGAAGUUCAAGAUGAAGAGAUUAAAAGAAAAUGUGAAGUACUAUCAAAGUAUUGCCAAAAGAUGCGUGGAGGAUUUUAAGGGCCAAACGGAGCCUGAUACGCUUACAAACGAUGUCUGUGGUGUAUACUAA
This is a messenger RNA of Lachancea mirantina, 2529 nucleotides long. The record is from the annotation of a GenBank genome assembly. NCBI's taxonomy places the organism in Eukaryota, Fungi, Ascomycota, Saccharomycetes, Saccharomycetales, Saccharomycetaceae.